UAUUAUGUUAAUGCAAAUGUGGUAUGAAUAUAACUUUAUUUACAAAAGUAACUUGCAUAAAUGAAUAGUUUCAAAUAAGAGCUGUUUGAAAACACCAAAGAAACAAAACAUGGAUUAUAAUUUAUCUUUACACCCAGAUCUUAUUGAUGACAUGAUUGAAGAAUUGUUUGAGAUUGACAUCAUUAGUCAAGAUCAAAUUAAAAAGUUAAAAUGUUAUGAUAAACCCACUCAUGUUGAUCCAAACAUUUUAAUGGAAGUAAGACAUAAAGAGGUGAAGAAAGAAUCUCUGGUUGAUAUUAGUAACGAGAAGAGUAUUCAAGAUGAAACUAAAGUGAAGAAAGUGAACAUUCAUCAAGAUCCUAGUAUAAAAGUGAAAGAUUUAAAGACUAUCGACAAGGAAAUUUCUAAUACCAGAAAGUGCUUAGAAGAUUUCAAAAAGAAACUUGAACAGAAAAAUGAAGAUUUACAACAUUCAAUUCUAGACUUAGAAAAGGAAGAAAAAAAUAAUGGUUUUGAUGAAUGUUCAGACAAAAAAGAACACUAUUAUUCUUCUGUCGUAGAAAAACUGAAUAGAGAGGAAAAUGUGAAAUUUUUCAAUUUACAUCUUGAUUGCCUUGAAGAUGCCAUUCAGAAGAGCCAUCCAGUAGAUAGUGUGGAAGCCUGGAUACCUGUUGAAGUGAAAUCGCCAGUGAAAAACUAA
Macrosteles quadrilineatus (aster leafhopper) is the source of this 700-nucleotide messenger RNA. Its product is annotated as A-kinase anchor protein 9-like. Bases 110 to 700 code for a protein of 196 amino acids. The record is from RefSeq and is a predicted model, not a curated record. The transcript is spliced from 4 exons. Lineage: Eukaryota; Metazoa; Arthropoda; Insecta; Hemiptera; Cicadellidae.